Messenger RNA from Botrytis porri, 543 nucleotides. RefSeq lists its product as uncharacterized. The coding region runs from base 1 to 543 and encodes 180 amino acids. The record is from RefSeq and is a predicted model, not a curated record. The transcript has 2 exons. Lineage: Eukaryota; Fungi; Ascomycota; Leotiomycetes; Helotiales; Sclerotiniaceae.
AUGGCCAACAGACUCCAAGUGUUCUCCGGUUCCUCCGAAUCCCUCCAUCCGAAUUUAGAUAUGGGCCCUCUCCUAGCUCCCUUACGCUCAUGGAGCGCUAUCGAGAAAGAGGUAUCAGUAAAACAUCAAAGAGAGGAAGCAAACAAGUCGCCUUCCCAGAAAGCCAAGGAAAAGCACGAACAAGAUGCACAAGCUGCUAGACACGCUAGACGUAUGCAGAAUCGUGCUGCCAUUGAAAAGAAGAGAGGAACACGAUGGGAUGCCGAGCGAAUGGCGACAGAUAAAGCCACAGAGACUCUACUUGAUUGUAUCAAAGCUCAACGACAGCUAGGCCAUCAUUUCCACAAAUGGGGAAAUAAGAUUGCAUCUAAACUCCAUUCAAAAGCAACACAAGAGCGAAUCGAAGCGGAAGCGGAACAACAGAUCCUUCUCCUGGAACGAGGAGGCUCUUGUUGCGAGGACUGUCAGUAUGAUUCUAUACUUGCUUACUUGGAGGAAGAGGAGGCGCAACGUAGACUUAGGGCUUUGUAUGAUGAAAAUUAG